AUGUCUGACACUGAGGAAGUGGAUCAGUACGAGGCCCAGGAGGAGCUAGUAGAAGUAGAGGUAGCCCCUGAGGCGGAGGCCCAGGUAGAAGCAGAGCCAGAGGUAGAGCCUGAACCUGAGAUAGAGCCUGAACCAGAGCCACCGGUGGUGGUUCGUGAGGAGGAAGACGGCUAUGAAGAGGAAGUCUGCCUCUUCUCUUCUUCGCAUGAAUAUGUCCAACCAGUGGAGGAGGGAGAUCAAGAUGAGGAGAAGCCAAAGUUCAAACCAACUGCUCCAAAGAUCCCUGAUGGGGAGAAGGUUGACUUUGAUGACAUCCAGAAAAAACGUCAAAACAAAGACCUCAUCGAGCUUCAGUCGCUGAUCGAUGCUCACUUUGAGUGCAGGAAGAAAGAAGAAGAGGAGUUAAUUGCUCUCAAAGAAAGAAUCGAAAAGCGUAGAGCUGAGCGAGCUGAGCAGCAAAGGAUUCGAGCUGAGAAGGAUAAGGAGCGCCAAGCCAGACGGGAGGCAGAGAGGAUAAGAAAGGAGGAGGCUGAUGCCCACAGGAAGGCUGAAGAUGAAGCCAAGAAAAAGAUUGCUCUAUCUAGCAUGGGAUCAGGUUUCAGCAGCCAUCUUCAAAGGGUGGACCAGAAGAGAGGCAAGAAGCAGACUGAGAGGGAGAAGAAGAAGAAGGUCCUGGCAGAGAGAUGCCAACCUCUGGCCAUUGACAAUCUAAGUGACGACGCACUGAGGGAAAAAGCGAGGGAGAUGUGGGAGUGGUUGCACAGCCUGGAGGAGAUUAAAUAUGACCACUGCGAGAAGCUCAAGAGACAGAGAUAUGAGGUGAUCUCUCUCAGAAAUCGCAUUGAUGAGCUCCAAAAACAUAGCAAGAAAGGAGCCCACUCUCGCCGCAGGAAGUGA
Molecule: messenger RNA, 897 nt
Organism: Nerophis lumbriciformis (worm pipefish)
Lineage: Eukaryota; Metazoa; Chordata; Actinopteri; Syngnathiformes; Syngnathidae
Source: RefSeq, a predicted model, not a curated record